GUCUCCCGGGGUCUCUCCCUGCAGUUCCACGUAGUGAUCGGCUCGGAGGCGGAAGGGCUGUACAACCUCAACUUUCACAACUGCCACAACAGAGCCCCGGCAAACCAGAUGCCGUACGACAUCACUGUGAUGAUCCGAGAGAAGAACCCGGACGGGUACCUGUCGGCUGCUGAGAUCCCCCUCAUCAAACUCUAUCUGGUCAUGUCCGCUUGCUUCCUGGCCGCGGCCACCGUGUGGGUCUACUUCCUCUGCCAGCACAAGUUCAGCGUGUUCAAAAUCCACUGGCUCAUGGCUGCCUUAGCGUAUACCAAGGCCCUUUCUCUCCUCUUUCACAGCAUCAACUACUAUUUCAUUAACACCGAGGGUCACCCGAUCGAGAGCUUAGCCGUCAUGUACUUUGUGACCCACCUGCUGAAGGGUGCCCUGCUCUUCAUCACCAUCGCGCUGAUCGGGACAGGCUGGGCCUUCAUCAAGUACAUCCUGUCGGACAAAGAGAAGAAGCUCUUCGUGAUCGUCAUCCCCCUGCAGGUGCUGGCAAACAUCGCUUACAUUAUCAUUGAGUCCUCGGAGGAGGGCAGCAGUGACUACGCCUCCUGGAAGCAGAUCCUCUUCCUGGUGGACCUGCUCUGCUGCGGGGCCAUCCUCUUCCCCGUGGUGUGGUCCAUCCGCCACCUUCCGGAGGCCUCCAGCACAGAUGGCAAAGCUGCCACAAACCUGGCGAAACUGAAGCUUUUCAGACAUUACUACGUCAUGGUGGUGUGUUACAUUUACUUCUCCCGCGUCAUUGCCAUCCUGCUCAAAUUCACCGUCCCCUUCCAGUGGCAGUGGCUCUACGAGCUCCUGGUCGAAGUAUCCACCUUGGUUUUCUUCAUCCUGACGGGAUACAAGUUCCGCCCGGCUUCGAACAACCCUUAUCUACAGCUGCCCCAAGAUGAGGAGGAGGAGGAGGAACUGCAGAUGAAUCAGGUGGUCACAGAAGCCGGCAUCCAUGAGGGUCUCUCCAAGCUGAAGAAGAGCAGGGCCGCCCGUGAGGCGGUGUGAGGCCUGUCCACCCAGACUGUCGCUAGCGCCCGGACCGUGGGGAGGCCGCCGGGUCCAAGCCUGAGGCCCGGCCGAAGAUUCCCAAGCAGGACAGAGAAAGCUGGGGUUUUGUGUUGAAUUCCUGCCUCUCUGCUCCCCUGCCCCACCUUGUGGCAGUGCUAAGAACUGCAUGGCCCUGUGCAAUUCCAGCAGCUGUUCCCAGAACCAGGCCUGUUCUCCGGACUGCAGGAAGUUCAGACGAACUCUGGAUGGCUGAGGGCUGCUGUCUCUUGUACGGGGCCGGGGGUGGGGACUUUGGCCCUUCUCCUUCAAGAGUGGUCUCCAGACCCAAUUCAUGCAUCCCUGCUGCUGGCUUAGAUGCAUCCUCCACCAGCAGCCCCCACCCUCACCGGCUCUCCUACCCCCUUCUCCUUCACUCCAUGACUAGCUGGGGCCGACCAGCCUGCCUAGCAAAGGUGGAGCUGGCAUUAAGCACCAACAUCUGGCUGGGGUCAAGGAGGUCCUGUACCACUGGGGUGAGUCGAUAGAUCAUUCCCGGGCAGAGGAGAAAUAAGUCGCAAUCUUCAGCUGAGACUAAGAGCUCACCAGCCCGAGGGUUGCUGGUGGUGCUGAGCAACAGGCCAGGAUCUAGACAACAUCUGAGCAGUGACGCUUGGCUCACGCUCAUCUGGAUCUCGGUGGCACCCCGAAAGGUGUGGUACCCUUUAGCUGUGGGCCAUGGUUUUCACUCUAGUAGUAGUGGUGCCUCCUUCCUGGGAGAAGCAGUUUUUCAGGGGCACGUUGCCCCUGGCUGCUUGCUAGACCCUGUCGGGUGGUGGGUUCAGGUGUGAUUCUAGCACUAAUUGGGACCUCAAGGCUUGCGUCUUGGUUGCACUCGCCUCACGCGUCUGCUCUGCUGAUCUCCCCAGGAGCUGGCUUCGUUCCUGCUCAGACCCCGGCGCUAGAUCCUGCAGGCUCAGCUCCUGCCCUUGGUUACCUGCGCAGCUCUGUGGAAACUGGGGUUCAGCCUUUAAAGGGAGCGAGCUGGGGCUGAUGGAAGAGAGAACCCGGCUUAAUUUUGCUCCCUGUGAGCUGGGGCAUCCAACCUGCUCCUCCUGUGGAACAAGCCUCUUUAACCCUAGACCCAGGGUAGGUGGGACCUGCUGUAUCCCUGCUGCGGUCGGCUCAGCACCCCUGGAACAGCAGGCCCGGAGCUGCUGUGCACCAGUCUAAAGGCAGGGGCAGGUGCUAACAUUGCGAGGCCAGGAAUGAUUUUUGGGACCAGGCCCCUGCUUGUGACACGGGUGGAGUUCAGGCCGGGGUAGAACAGCCAGUGUCCCGAUCUUAAAUGCAUUUAUACGACCUGCCCAGUGGCUGCAAUGUGGGGGAGGGGACCUCCCCACAAGUGAGAUCCUACUGCCGGGAUGGGGGUGGGUGACACCACCCUCUCUCUGGCUGCCUCUGUUACUCUACCGAAUAACUCUGCCCUGAGUUGUGAUGCCCUUGUAAGUGGGGGCUCAAUAACCCUCCCCCCACCCACUUAUUGAUUUAAAUUCCUCAUUAUUACUGGGAAUGGUGAUUAUCACACUCUUAAGCCUGGGUGGAUCCCCCAUUGUCUCAGCAGGGUUGGGUCAGCAUACCCACGGUGAAAGGAGUUCCUUGGCUUCAUUGUAACUUGCUGCACUGCCUGGCACGGGAGGUCUCCGGCUUUGUCUUAGGGGGGUGGGUGGGCUCUGUGCAUUCCACGCUCGUGUAUAAAUGGCCCUUUCCGUA
Messenger RNA from Mauremys mutica (yellowpond turtle), 2793 nucleotides. Its product is annotated as protein GPR108-like. Lineage: Eukaryota; Metazoa; Chordata; Testudines; Geoemydidae. Gene Ontology annotation, biological process: transport. Gene Ontology annotation, cellular component: membrane; Golgi apparatus. The transcript is spliced from 11 exons. The record is from RefSeq and is a predicted model, not a curated record. The coding region runs from base 109 to 1041 and encodes 310 amino acids.